Messenger RNA from Didymosphaeria variabile, 1461 nucleotides. RefSeq lists its product as uncharacterized. Bases 1 to 1461 code for a protein of 486 amino acids. The record is from RefSeq and is a predicted model, not a curated record. NCBI's taxonomy places the organism in Eukaryota, Fungi, Ascomycota, Dothideomycetes, Pleosporales, Didymosphaeriaceae. The transcript has a single exon.
AUGCAGAUCCUCUUCACUUCGGCUUCAUCGCCAACUGCUCUUGCACUGGCAAGAGUGUUGGCUGCAGAGGGCCAUAUCGUCCAUGCUGCCGAUGAAGAACAUAUCUGGGGAACAGCACCAGCCCGAUACUCCCGUGCUUACCGACGCUUCUAUCGCCUGUCUGAGACAUGGAGCGCAGCUGCACUGUGGAAAGCGAUCGGACAAAACAUCGACUUGAUCAUUCCCUUCGGUCCCUUACCUGGACACUUCGUCGAAAGCUUGAGAGCAAGAGGAGCCAACAUUGUCGGCGAGACCCUUACACAAGACCACUUCGAAUUCCAGGACUUCGUGCGUGAUAAUAUAGUCAAUGCCUCCGCCGCAAACCCCAGUAUCGUCCAGGUGCCCGCGACGUUCAUGGUACACUCGCGCACUUGUAUUGCGGAAAUACUGAGCAACCGCGAAUCGACGUUCUCAUUACAGCCUCUACCAUGCUACGAUACCGACGACGAAGACACGCUCGUAGACGUUGAACACGCAAUUGCAUCGUCCGCAUCGGUGCCUAUCCAGCCUUUCGCUCCUCUCGUGCUCUCUUGCUCCACCUUGAACGAUCGCACUGUCGAAGCAAUUAAGCGCCUCCCAAUGUCCGACACGAAGCCUUAUCGACUCAUCGAAGUAGCCGAGGGCGGCUCGUUCUACUCUGCGCACGCCUUCGUCCACGCCAGCCAAAUACGCUCCUUCGUUGUCACCAACUCCAAAGCUACAGAUAGGGACUUCGUCAUCGUGGGCACUGGCGAGCCUUUAUACGAUCUACUAUACCAGUUCACCAAGAGACUAGUAGAGACGUUAGAAGGAUGGCAGACCGUUGUUGCGAACCAUCUAAGUCUGACGUUCCACUUGCAGGACAAGGUCACAUACGCAGACUUCGUAAGGAAAGUCACGGUCGUCAGUUGUUACAACGAGCCGCACGCAAGCCUUGUACUACUUGCCACAGUACCAGAAUUGAGGAAGAAGCUUGCCCUUGCGUAUACAGCACCAACUUUGGAAGGGGAGGAUAGCGCACCCGUACAAUUUCCACCGAAGGGACGCGUUUCGAAAGCGUUGUAUUCCGCACCUCUCGCCUUUUACGGGUUGACGCGAAUACUGGUCGAGUUCAGACCCUGGCGACGGAUAUGGUGGACUGCACUAGCUCGCAUGACCAUGAUGUGUUGGGUGUGGGUGAUAAACUUCAAGGAAGAGAUGUGGGAGACUAGUGAUCCGGGGCCAGCGUUGUGUUUCUGGACCAUCACGAUUAUCGAUAGUUUCAUCAAGAGUGUUGGGCAGGCCACACGCAUCAACUGGGCCGCUACGCACAUUGCAUAUAUACGCUCGAAAGCUUUUGCUUCGUAUCGAAUGGCGGCGACAGUCUUUGCGUUGGUGUUACAUAUCAGGGCAUGGUGGUUCGCCAUUCUGUUGUAUCCUUGGUACCGGAAGGCUCAACGUUAA